Molecule: messenger RNA, 1026 nt
Organism: Besnoitia besnoiti
Lineage: Eukaryota; Apicomplexa; Conoidasida; Eucoccidiorida; Sarcocystidae
Product: SAG-related sequence SRS37A
Exons: 1
Coding region: 1-1026 (341 amino acids)
Cellular component (GO): membrane
Source: RefSeq, a predicted model, not a curated record
AUGAGAGGUCUAAAAAGAGUAUUUUUGGCUGGCGGGGCUGGCGUCACACUCAUGCUGUCUGGUGAAACCGCCACACUCGGAGUGACUGACGAUGGUCACUUGACCAUACCCACGUGCAAUGACCAUGGCCUCCAAAUAGAUUUUCCCGCAGCGGGGACGGCUGCCCAGUUCCGUUGCGGCGCUGAGCUCACGAGUAUCGACCCGCAGGAAAACACACAUGUAUACGAUGUGACUGAAGAGUCUUCUGCUGCAGUUAGUGGACAACUCGCUGGUUCAAUUCCCCCAGAUAUUGUAGAAAAUAGUCUUCUCAGAAAGCCUCUCAAUGACUUGUACAAGGACGCUACCUUCAAAGGCACCCCGCAGCCGGACGGAAAUACGUAUCUUCUUGAUAUUCCGGACGAGUCGCGCAUUCAUGCAAAAAUAUUGAUGUACAUUUGUAAAAGAUCCGACACCUUCCGUGGCGGCGUGGAAAGGUGCCCAGUGCUGAUCAGUGUGCCCAAGAAGGGCGAAACACCAAUCCCCCCUGAAUCCGACACUGGCGGCGGAGAACAACAACAAGAGGAUGCGAUCGCAUGCCGACCCGGAGGGAAACACCAAGUGACAAUUUCGACAGAAAAGCAAGACGUACGAUUCAAGUGUGGGCCACCCACAAACUCAUUGAGCCCCGCUCAAUCAGUUAGAGUCUUUGACAACGAGAACGACAAAUGCAAUCAGCAAGCUGAUCUCUCCACCAUCGUUCCCGAAGCAAAGCGUUCCGAAGCUGAUGAAAAUGGAGUGUACACUGUUUCGUUCCCUCGAUUUCCGUCUUCGAAGAAAUCCCUCUGCUACAAGUGCGUAAGCACCUCCGGCGGGCUGUCGUUUCCUACAACCGACUGCGAGGUCCGUAUUGCUGUACCCGGCAGUACAAUAACAUCCACGUUGAACCCCACGACAUCGGGGGAAGAAAACCAUCUUCCAACUGUCGUUGUCAGCAUUGCAGCAAAUGCAGUGAUCGCUGGCGUCGCAGGAAUGUCUUGUCUUGCUUGA